Molecule: messenger RNA, 1236 nt
Organism: Kwoniella botswanensis
Lineage: Eukaryota; Fungi; Basidiomycota; Tremellomycetes; Tremellales; Cryptococcaceae
Exons: 4
Coding region: 1-1236 (411 amino acids)
Biological process (GO): protein dephosphorylation
Cellular component (GO): cytoplasm
Molecular function (GO): phosphatase activity; inositol diphosphate tetrakisphosphate diphosphatase activity
Source: RefSeq, a predicted model, not a curated record
AUGUCAUCAUCAUCACCACCUACCAUCCCUCCAUUCCUAGCUACCAUCCUCUCAUCUCGAAUCGCCUCCAUCCCUCCUCCCGCUCCUCCCGCAUCAAGCUCUACAUCCAACCAGUCGACUAACCCCUCACCAAUCUUACAACAACCCCUAUCGCAACCGCCUAAUCCUCUAUACCUUCCUCCACCGGCUUUACCAAAAGUUGAAGAGGACUUGGUGCCCCCUGAGAACUUUGCGUUGGUUUCCAAGGGAGUGUACAGAAGUGGAUUUCCUAAGAAAAGGAAUUUUGGAUUCAUGGAGACUCUGAGGUUGAAGACUGUUUUAACCCUCGUGUUAGAAGAUUAUCCAGAAGCGAAUUUAGAAUGGUGUCAAUCCCAAGAUAUACAAUUUAUGCAAUUUGGUAUACCAGGUAAUAAGGAGCCAUUCGAUAAUAUCCCAGAAGACGUCAUCUGUUCUGCUCUUGUAGCGAUCUUGGAUCAGAGAAAUCAUCCGAUAUUGAUACAUUGCAAUAAAGGCAAGCACCGCACAGGCUGUCUAAUAGGAUGUAUCCGUCGUCUCCAAUCCUGGUCCUUGACAUCGAUAUUCGACGAAUAUCGAAGAUUCUCUUCUCCCAAAUCUCGAGCGGUAGAUCAACAGUUUAUUGAUCUUUUCGAUCUGAUACCCGUUUGGAAAGAAGUGACUGGUAGUAGUAAAGGAGGAGGGGUUGGAAAUUUACCUGAUUGGGAGAUGUUGAGUCUUCCUAGAAAGGGUGUCAUCACACCUAACCAGAACCAGAAUCAGAAUCAGAAUCAGAGUAAAGGACAAAUACCUUCUGAGGCUAUUUCGAUGUCGAUCGAUAAUGCGAUAUCCCAAAAAGGAGGCAGAAACAAUGGGCAUGAAGAUGAAGAUAAAAGGGAGAAUGGGAUUACUAGUUUACGUUUGGAUCAACUACCCCAACAACAGACACAGCGGCGAAAUCAACAAUAUAAAAUCAACACACAUGGUGAUCAGAUCAAUCAGACUUCGACUUCCACUCCCGUAUCAAUCAUUGUAGAUGGUGAAGAUCAAAGUCAUUAUGGUGAAAGUAAAAGUAUAAAUGAUAUUGUACAUUUGGAAAAUCAAAAGCCUCAUCAACAGGAUCAAGGGGAAGAAGGUGGGAUAAUAAAUAUUGAUAUCAAUGCAGAUGGGAUAGAUGAGUUGAAGAAGGUCGAUGGGAUAAUACAUCUAACUUCGAAAGUAGAGGAAGUGGCUAUAAAUUGA